AAUUAUGCAUCCAACGCCAAAAAUGAAGUACUACUUAUGGAUGGUGUAGGUCAGCUUCUUCUCACAUUGAGGCACAAGAAAUGGAGUGUUGGGAAAAGAUGGGAAGCAUUUAAAGGAGAUCCCAUGGAGUCUGAGAAGCCCACAUUUAGCCUUAUAAAGUCGCUGGGAUUCUCAAACAAGAUUACUGCCAAUAUAUUUGCGAAUGGAAGUAGAAAAACUAAGCUUGGCGAUUACAAGAUCAAAGGGUUGCGCAGAGCAUCCUGCACAAUAUUCAAUGACUCAGGAGAGAUCAUUGCACAGGUUAAACGAAAGGAGGCCAAAUCAGAUCUAAUGCUGGGGAACGAUAUUCUGAAUCUGGUUGUGGAAGCGGGAGUAGAUCAAGCCUUUGUAAUGGGGCUGCUUAUUAUCUUUAAUCAGAUUAGUCGAUUAAUAAGAAUUUACAGGAGAGAAUGAUCAAUGGUGGCAAGCAAGCUGGCUUCUUAUGGCCUGCCUAAUCUGUCAAGGGGAAACAUUCAAUGCAAUAUGUAAUUUUAUGUAUUGGUUAUUUUGUAUAAAGUUGCAAUUCCUUAUCAAAGGAUAGUUAGUGCUCCAUUUUGUGCAUUGGGUGGAGAGUAGAAAACCAGUGGCCAACCA
Cryptomeria japonica (Japanese cedar) is the source of this 633-nucleotide messenger RNA. RefSeq names its product protein LURP-one-related 12-like. NCBI's taxonomy places the organism in Eukaryota, Viridiplantae, Streptophyta, Pinopsida, Cupressales, Cupressaceae. The record is from RefSeq and is a predicted model, not a curated record. Bases 37 to 453 code for a protein of 138 amino acids. The transcript is spliced from 3 exons.